UGGGAGCGGCUCGGCAAGUGCAUACAUCAACCAGCUGACCAUCUGUAUUUGUGGGCAUUCUUUGUCGUUGUAUAUUGAAGUGAGAAGUGUGAGAUUAGGGAGACGAACGAACGACUGUCUUUUCUGCAGACGACGACAAACGUCAACAACAGUACUGAAACGGCGGCGCAUACACCGCGCGAAAAAGAACUGAACCGACACACGGACAGUUUGUCUACAUGGCCUCAAUACCCCCCAUCUCGCGAUUCCUCCAAACCCUCACCCUCCUCUACCUCCUCCUCACAACAACAACCGUCGACGCCGUAAAAUCCAUCGGCACGCGAUCCCUCUCAACAUGCAUGCAAAACUCCCAAAUAUCCGCAACAGUCUUCGACGUAACCUUCACCCCAAACAACGCCUCGUUCGCUUUCGACAUCGAAGGGUCCACGAACGUUUCCGGGGUCGUGAACGUUACACUCCUCAUCCAAGCGUACGGAUUCCAAAUAUUCGAGAAGACCAUCAAUCCGUGUGACUACGAUUGGGCGAGUGGGGUCCUAUGUCCGAUGAGUCCGGGGGAUUUGAAUAUGGUCGGGACGUUUGCGGUCGAUGCGGAUGUUGUCAGUAAGAUUCCGGGGAUUGCGUAUGACGUUCCGGAUAUUGAUGGGAGUGUGCGGAUUAUGAUUAAUUCAACGGAGGAUAAUACGAUGUUGGCGUGUGUCGAGUCGGAACUGUACAACGGCAAAACGGUAUAUUAUACCUCUGUGUCGUGGGUUACGGGGGUGAUUGCGUCGGCUGCGCUCAUGGCUUCAGCUGUGGCCUCGACGUUGGGACAUUCGAAUACGGCGGCACAUGUUGCCGCUAAUUCAAUUGCGCUGUUUGGGUAUUUCCAGGCGCAGGCGAUUGUGGGGAUGAUGGCCGUUGGUAUGCCGCCCAUCGUGGACUCGUGGACGCAGAAUUUUGCGUGGACGAUGGGUGUGAUUAAGCUUGGUUUCAUCAAUGUCUGUACGAAGUGGUACGUGAGGGCGACGGGGGGGACGCCGUCGACGCUUGUUGAGGAUUCGAGUCAGGGUGCGGUUAGUGUUGUUACGAAGAGGAGUUUGGAGGCGGUUGGGGGUUUGCUGAGGAGGGGUGUUGAUGACUUUGGACUUGGAUCGAAGAGGGAGUGGGGAAUGCAGAUUGCGCCGGAGUUUGAGGGGAUGGAUCAGAUGCUCGGACUCGGUAUGCGCUCAACGAGUAAUAUCCUCAAAGGCGCAAUCCACGGGACCAAGAAAUUGUUCUUGCGUGCGGAUACGACGGAUGAUUCAGCAUCUACCUCCACGACUGCCGUCUUGAGGGGUAUCGAUCGUGUUGCGUGGCGUGCAGGGAUCGAGUCCACCUCACUCUUCUUGACUGGGUUUAUCUUCUUCUUGGUCGCGCUCGCGGUGGCGGUUAUCGGUGUACUCCUCUUCAGGGGGAUCACGGAGUUAUGUGCCAGACGCCGCUGGAUGCGACAAGACCGAUUCCUCGAGUUUAGGCGUGGGUGGAAACAGGUUUUGAAGGGAACUGUGUAUCGUCUCGUUCUGAUUGGAUGGCCGCAGAUGGCGCUGCUCUGUCUGUGGGAGUUGACGGUACGCGAUUCCGCUGCGGUGGUGGUAUUGGCUGUUAUUACCUUUUUGGUGAUGUUUGCGUUGUUGGCGUAUGCCGCGUGGCAUGUCAUUCGGAUCGCGAAGAGGUCGAUUGUGAUGCAUAACUCCCCGGCGUAUAUCCUGUAUUCGGAUCCGAGUCAGCUCGCGCGGUGGGGAUUUCUGUAUGUACAGUACCGGGCUACGGCGUAUUGGUUUAUCGUGCCUGUUCUCGGUUACUCGCUUGCGAAAGCUUGUAUCAUUGCUUUUGGGCAGAAUAAUGGGAAUGCGGAGGCCGUGGCACUUUUGGUGCUUGAGCUUAUGUUUUUGGUUGGGGUGUGUGUGAUGAGGCCUUAUAUGGACCGUGCGACGAAUAUUUUCAAUAUUUCGAUUGCGGUGGUCAAUUUGAUUAACUCGAUCUUUUUGAUCAUUUUCUCGGAUUUGUUUUAUGUUUCGGGAAUCGCGAGUGGUGUACUCGGUGUUGUGUUUUUCAUUCUCAACGCUGCGUUUGCGCUUGUUCUUCUUAUCCUCGUCAUUGUCGCAGCUUUCUACGCCCUGUUCUCGAAGAACCCUGAUGUGCGGUAUCAACCUAUGCGCGACGACCGUACCUCCUUCAUGAAGGGUGGUUUCGGUGCUCCGGCCGCUACUGAGUUGGACGCACUUGCUUCGCCUACCCUUCCUCAGGGUGAGGAGAACAGGUUGAAGCGGAUGGAGUUGAUCGAUGAGGAUGAGUUCAUGCAUAGAGAUACCUCCUACCGUGGUGUUGGUCAUGGAUCCAGGGACCCGAGCCCGAUCAACCUUCCUCCCCACGCAGCGGGGAUGCAAAGUCCGAGCACGGGAUCUCGUCCAACGAGUCCCCUCGUUGCGCCCAGAGGAUCCGACAUCGGUCUCCAACGUCCAAGCUACGACGACCGUGCACCACGACAACAGUACAGUAACGAGAGUUUCGUGAGUGGUGGGAGGAGCUUGUAUGGUGGUGCGAAUCCGAGUCAGAGCUCGGUUCCUAUGCUGAGAGAUCCGAGUCACAACGAAACGCCGCCACCGCAGUAUCAGCAGAUGCAGGGUCAGUGGCAUCGGGGAGCUGGGUAUGGUGGGAGGUUUUGAUGAGUGAGCGGCUUCGAUUGUGUCUUUUGGAGUUUUGUUAUGUUUCUU
Saitoella complicata NRRL Y-17804 is the source of this 2732-nucleotide messenger RNA. Its product is annotated as TRP-domain-containing protein. NCBI's taxonomy places the organism in Eukaryota, Fungi, Ascomycota, Saitoellomycetes, Saitoellales, Saitoellaceae. The transcript is spliced from 2 exons. The record is from RefSeq and is a predicted model, not a curated record. Bases 219 to 2684 code for a protein of 821 amino acids. Gene Ontology annotation, biological process: fungal-type cell wall biogenesis; transmembrane transport.